Tyto alba (common barn owl) is the source of this 4949-nucleotide messenger RNA. RefSeq lists its product as uncharacterized. The coding region runs from base 3382 to 4776 and encodes 464 amino acids. Gene Ontology annotation, cellular component: Golgi apparatus; plasma membrane. The transcript has 9 exons. Lineage: Eukaryota; Metazoa; Chordata; Aves; Strigiformes; Tytonidae. The record is from RefSeq and is a predicted model, not a curated record. Gene Ontology annotation, biological process: activation of protein kinase B activity.
AAAAGCUUAAUGAGAGAGUCCACUGUGAUACUGGUCUUGAAAUGGAAUGACUACGCUGCAGUUAUCUUUUCCUCUGUAACAGUUUGUUUGCCUUAGCAAAUCUCUCUGAAUCCCUGUAUUCACACUGAUACAAAAAAGUGCUGAUAGAAGAAAACUUAAUUUCAGGCUCCAGAUAUCAUGAAGACUAACAGUGCUGCCAGCAGAGGGUUAAUUUGGCUAGAAUUCAUACCUGGUUUAGUCUGAAAAGGAGGAUCUGAAAAACUGCAAACCCCACAGUCGCUCAUUAUCAACUUCUUAAUUCUUUUCCUCUGUAACUCUGACACUGCCAGAGCAGUUGUAUUUGUUUUCCAAGAGGUGCUUAUGGAUUCCCACAUAAGUAUCUGGAAUUGUGAAACCCUUUAAAAUCAUGAUGUAUAUUUUCUUCCUUGUCGACUGUGGAUUCUGUGCUCUACCAUGGUUUUUAAUUUUUACGUCCUUACUCAAAAUACUUGGUCAACUUUACAGCUGGUAGGUCGCUCCCUGUGCAGGGAGAAUCACUGGGAAAAAAGGGAAAUGAGAAAAACUUUUAUUUUAAUUGAGCUGAUCCUGCUGUUGCCAGUGUGAAUGGCUCAGCUUUCACAGCUCUUCCAGGGCAGAAAAGAAAGGACUGCUGAGGAGAGGUGGGCUCUAUCUCAUAAGGAUACCAAGUGCUUCUUUAAGUUUAGGCUUACCCCUUUAGGUAGGAAGGCUUUAAACUAGAAUUAGUGGGAAUUGAUGACAAAAGCAUCCAAUGUUAUCAGUGGAAAGGUGACCAGAGGCAUAGUAACUGUGGAUACAGGGUUUUUAUGAAAAGGAUUAAAUACAGAAAACGAGAUAGUUGAGCAUCGAAGAUGUCUAUACUAAUGCAGGCUGUAUGAAAAUUAAAUGGAAGAACGGACAAAGUUCUGUCUAAGGUUGUGAUUUAGGCAACGUAAAUGUUUAUUUGGUGGGAUAUUUCAUUGGAUAUAAUGAAUUAAUACAGAAAAAAAAAAAAAGUGGAGGUGGGCCCUGAAGAAAAGGGGAGGGAAGAUAACUUUCUCUAUAAAUACUUACCUUUGUAUUGAAGUCUAGAAUAUAGAGGGAGAUAAUCUGUUAAAAGUAUCUUCAUGAUAAUAAAAGGAGAAAAAAGCCCAAGUGCUGUUAUGUUGAGGCCAUACCAUUAAGACCACCAAACCAAAAAGGUUAAGAUGGAAAGAACAUUUUUGUAAACAACUGACAGAAUAGCUUGCCUUGAGAAGACAUAGUUAACCACAUAUUUGUUGGGAAAAAAUAAAUUAAUUAUAGAAUAUCCAGAGUAUUUUUAGACUAGGAUGAUGUCAGGCUUUGAUGCAGAAAGUGAAGGCUAAUCCAAGAAUUUCCUUACAAGGUUUUCAAGAUUUUUAGAAUGGAGAAGGGGAAGAGUAGGAAAAAAAAAGCAACUACAAGGGAUUCAAAAAUCUGCAAAAUCCUGUGAAAAAAAGUCUAGAAAAAAGGUACUCAGGAGUUCAGCAGUUCAUAAAAAAUACAUAUAUUUAAGAUAUAGUUGCAGGCUGUCCUCCUAUGGAACAGUGAAAAGAAAUGCAAUACGUCGCGUAGUCCUCACGGGUCUUCAAGAAGGAAGCAUAACGGAAAUAGCUAGAAUUGUCCCUAGAGAUGAGUCAUCUUGGACUUUUGUGCUUUUUGGAAAGUCCAGAGCACAAAAAUGAAAGACGAGGAGGAAGAACUGUCGAAGGUAAUCAGAUAACCCAAAACUUCCUUAUCGCUUUUGAUAGUAAACAGUAAGUCUACUGAUAAAAGAAAGGACCAUGGAAAAUUUUGAUCCGUGCCCUCCCUGCAGAGAGUAAUAAAUGAUGUCAGUGAAGGUAAAACUUUUACUUAAAACAUCAAGGGCAGCGGGCGGUGGAUAAAACUCAGAUUACGACAGGGAAAACGUGAUCGACAGCUCUUCCACAAGGUACCUGUGUUCAGGGGCCUAUGCCUACCAGCAUUAACACCAAGAUCCUGGAGAGAUGGCUGAAGUUAUCUUUGAGUAAUGUUUACAACUCCGUGCAGUCCCAUAAUGGUCUAGAAACAGGACUAGCCAAGUAACUUUUAAUAAGAAGUCAGCAAAAUGAUACCAAAGAGUUCUAGGGCAAUAAGCUUUACCUCAGUUUUCUAGGAUUACGUAAUCAAACAUGGAAUAUAGCAAGGAAAUGAGGAGGGGGAGGGAAGAAAAAGAAGAGAGAAUUCAUUAUGACCACAGUGUAUUACACAAACCUAGUUUCCUUUUUAUGACUAGCUAGCCAACAUUUAACACGUGUGCCUCAAAAUAAGAAAUCGUAGUCCGUUUUAAAUUAUUUUUAGGGAAGUGUGACGAUGGGUGGAAAACAGUACUUGGAGAGCAGCUAACAAUGAAGCCUAUUGCUAGUUCUUAUUUUCAUAAUGUGGUGGAGUUAGAGAAGAUCCAGAGGAGAGCGACUGGAAUAGAAGAGCUGCCUAAUAGGGAGAGGCUAAAAAAGCCCAGAAAGGGGAACCUGUGUUCGAUGUUGCUCAAAUCCCACAAGGCAGAAAUGUAGGAGGCCUUAAAGGAGCUAGGAGGAGAUGCGUAGGACUCAGAAGUGCUCUUUCUUUUAACCAGCAAGCAGUAAAACUAGGAAGUCAAGGAGUCUCAAGAGGUUCAAAAAAGACUUUUAAGUCAUGGAGUUUUUUCACAGAAUGAAAUCUAAAAGGAAGAGGCUAUUUCCUCUAGUAUCUCUCCUCCAACAUUUCCGUGUGCUUGUAAAGUAGGAAAAGUGUAACCUGGAAAUAGUAGCCAGGCUAUCCUCUCCCUUAUCAUUUCCUAAAGUUCUGGGUAGCUAGGGCCAUUGCAGGAGGGUAAAAUGUAACAGUUCUGUUGCAGCAAGAGUGAUUUAGGCUUGUGAAAACCUUUUUAACAAUAAAUGAUAUCUGUAAGCAGGGAAAUGGGUUGCCAAAGAAUUCCUGGAACCUCAACCGUUUUUGUGGUUGUCACGUAGAUUACACAACCAGCCAAAACUGUAAUUUAAAUAUUAAGUCCUUAGCAUAGGUGAAGGAACUAGCUGACCUCUGCUUUUCUCCCCACUGCCAAAUAUCUGAUGGUUCAGAAUCUCAUUGUCAUGCCUUAGGGUUCAUGUGAUAGAUGAAUAAUGUUAAAUCCGAAUGUGGAAACCGUCAGACCUUUCUGUUAUAGUUUGGUGAAGGAGAGGUUUUGUAUUGCAUCACAUUUCUAGACAGUGGUACUGUGCUAAAUGCCAUUAGUGUUACUGUGCAGAAGAUGAGUCAUUUCCCUGGACUCUGUAACAUAACUGAGCACACAUCAGAAUUAACAUUCUUUUGUUUCAAUGUUUUUCUUGUCUUCUGUGAACGAAUCUAUUUCAGCUUUAGGAAAUGGAUAACCAAGCAUUCGAAAUGCACGGAGAGAGCAUACAAAGUUCUUCAAGAGAAAAAGAGUGGCCAAAGAAAGAGGAAAGAAAGGGCAGCUGGUCCCUAAUGAAAGUCUUUCUAGUUUGUCUACUGGCCUGCGUUAUCACCACCGCAAUAGGAGUGCUGGUCCUGUCUUUGGUCUAUGUAAACAACACCGCCUUUAUAAAAGAGGUGGGUGUGCAAGAUGAAGCUGCAUCUUCCCCAAAACCAGGUGACAAAAGCGUGGAUAUCAAAUUCCAGUUCCUGAAUCAUCUGGGGAAAUCAAAGGUACAUAACUACCCCGGUGGUGAAAUUCAGUGGGCGAGAUUCAGGAAGGAUGUAAAUGAAUAUCAAAGUGAUGAAGAAAUGGAAUUUGGAAAAAGUAUCAAUAACCGUCGCUCCAAAAUGACUUUUGGAACCUUACGGAUCAAAAGCAAAGGGCUUCGGGCUCCCCACUGGCAUUUUAAUGCAAAUGAACACGGCUACCUGCUACAGGGUACUGCCUGGAUUGGAGUCAUUGGUGCAGACGACAGCGUGGUCACCACGUACAACGUCACGGCUGGUCAAGUGAUCUUCUUCCCUCGGAACACUGUGCAUUGGAUAAAGAACGUCGGAUCGGCAGACUGUGUGUUCUUGCUCUUUUUUACAACACACGAAGAACUUCAGACCUUGGAUGUCGAUGACGCGUUUUUCUCUACCCCAGAGGAUAUAGCAGCUAGAGCAUUAAAGCCACAAGGUGGAGUGAACUUCAUCCGAACAUUCAAGAAACAAGCAGAAGAUCAAGCAGUUAACCUCCCAGCAAACUUAGAUGAGCUGGUCCAAAAUGCCACCUACGUGCAGUCUCCAGACAACCUUGUGUGGCAGUACUUCUACAAUCUCAAAGGCUCAGCAGAAUAUCCUUUCCCGGGAGGAAUCUUCCAGUGGGCUCGCUACCGCAAAAAUGGCACGGGACUAAAUGAAACAGAAAAAAUUUUUAGUGAGUCUUUGAACAAGCAUGAAAAUACCCUCACUUUAGCAACUCUCAGGAUAUCCAGCAACGGACUGGGGCAGCCUCAUUUCCACUUCAAUGCUAACGAGAUGGGUUAUGUCAUUAGUGGCUGUGGACAGGUUGGAGUUAUUCUCUCUGGAGUCACCGCCAACUUCAACAUUGGCAUUGGAGAUGUCAUAUUUUUCCCGGUUGGAACCCAACAUUUUAUCAAGAGCGUAUGCGAUGAGGAUUUAUUUUUGAUUCUAGCCUACAGCACAGGAAACCAGCUGGAAACUCUUCGUAUGAAUGACUACUUCCAUGGAACAGCAGAUCAUAUCCUUGCUCAGCUUUUUUUCAAGAAACAGGCUGAGUUUAAGAAGUUCCCGAAGGCUGCCAAAAAAUUAGGCAAAUAACAUCUCUUAGGUGUUAAUGGUUCCACGAUUUUUUUUCACAAUCGUCAUGUUCCUAGCAGUACUUUUUGGUACCUUUCUCACUAUUUAUCCAGAGAUGGUCUGAAAGAAAAGAAGAAUUUGAGGUUAUUAAUUAUAAAAAGUUAUUUUCUUUUUGUAUUUUUAUCAUGUUUUAU